Mytilus californianus (California mussel) is the source of this 588-nucleotide messenger RNA. Its product is annotated as MAGE-like protein 2. NCBI's taxonomy places the organism in Eukaryota, Metazoa, Mollusca, Bivalvia, Mytilida, Mytilidae. The transcript has 3 exons. Bases 1 to 588 code for a protein of 195 amino acids. The record is from RefSeq and is a predicted model, not a curated record.
AUGAAGAACCAGCUAGAACCAGAUGAACAAUCAGUACCAGAUGAAGGUCAUCCAGUACCAGAUGAACAACCAGUACCAGAUAAAGGUCAGCAAGUACCAGAUGAAGGUCAGCCAGUACCAGCAGAAGAACAACCAGUACCAGAUGAAGUUCAGCCAGUACCAGAUGUACAACCAGUACCAGAUGAAGGUCAUCCAGUACCAAAUGAACAACCAGUACCAGAUGAACAACCAGUACCAGAUAAAGGUCAGCAAGUACCAGGUGAAAGACAGCCAGUACCAGAUGAAGAACAACUAAUAUCAGUAGAAGAACUAGUACCAGAUGAAGUUCAGCCAGUACCAGAUAAACAACCAGUACCAAAUGAAGGUCAGCCAGAACCAGAUAAAUGUCAGCCAGUACCAGAUAAAGGUCAGAAAGUACCAGAUGAAGGUCAGCCAGUACCAGAUGAAGAACAACCAAUACCAGUACCAGAUGAAGGUCAGCCAGUACAAGAUGAAAAACCAGUACCAGAUGAAGGUCAGCAAUACCAGAUGAUGUUCAGCCAGUACCAGAUGAUGGUCAACAAAGACAAUAUGAAGAUGGCGAGUUAA